AUUUCAUCAUUCUCCCUUCUCGCAUUACGGCGGUCCAUGCUUCUUCGCGGCGCGGCAUCGGCACUGCUGAGGACCAGCACUGAGAUUUUCCGCUCCUGCCCGCUGUCCACGGUCCGGUUUGUUCAGCAGUCACUUCGCUACUCGCGUAAAAACCGACCGUUUUCAACGUCGGUGUGCUUGUGUAAGAAGAAGAAGACGAGCCUGUGGCUGCAGCUGGCGGAAGGACAAACCAUGGACGGCAACAUUGAGGAGAUUCUCGCCCCUUUGAGGCUUGCAGUCAAAGAACAGGGGGACCUGGUUCGCCAGAUGAAACAGGAUGGAGCUCCAGAUGUGGAUAUUACUAAAGCUGUAGCAGAACUAAAGGCCAGGAAGAGGACUCUGGAGGCCAAGGAGUUGGCGUUGCAACCUAAAGAUGACAUCGUGGACAGAACCAAGAUGGAGGAUACCCUCAAGAGGCGAUUCUUCUAUGACCAGGCCUUCGCUAUCUAUGGAGGUGUGAGCGGCCUGUACGACUUCGGCCCUGUGGGCUGUGCCUUAAAGAACAACAUCCUGCAGGCGUGGAGGCAGCACUUCAUCCAGGAGGAGCAGAUCCUGGAGAUCGACUGCACCAUGCUGACCCCCGAGCCCGUCCUCAAGACUUCAGGACAUGUGGACAAAUUUGCUGACUACAUGGUGAAAGAUGUCAAGAAUGGUGAAUGCUUCAGGGCUGACCACCUCCUCAAAGCACAUCUUCAGAAACUGAUGUCUGAUAAGAAGUGCACAGCAGAGAAGAAGGCUGAGAUGGAGGGUGUCAUAACCCAGCUGGACAACUACACCCAACAAGAGCUGUCCGAUCUCUUUGUGAAAUACAGCGUCAAGUCGCCCACCACAGGAAACGAGCUCACACCUCCCAUCUCCUUCAACCUGAUGUUUCAGACAUCCAUCGGACCAGGGGGGAAUAUGCCAGGCUAUCUGAGGCCUGAAACAGCUCAGGGAAUAUUCCUCAACUUCAAGCGUCUUUUGGAAUUCAACCAGGGAAAACUGCCAUUCGCUGCUGCUCAAAUAGGAAACUCCUUCAGGAACGAAAUCUCUCCUCGCUCUGGACUCAUUCGUGUUAGAGAGUUCACCAUGGCUGAGAUUGAGCACUUUGUGGACCCGAAUGAAAAGGUCCACCCCAAAUUCCCCAAUGUAGCUGAUCUGGAGAUCAUGUUAUACUCCUCCAAGGCCCAGACUAGUGGCCAGUCUGCACAGAUAAUGAGGCUGGGGGAUGCUGUAGAGCAGGGAGUGAUCAACAACUCCGUCCUGGGAUAUUUCAUCGGGAGGAUCUACCUCUACCUUACUAAAGUUGGAAUUGCCAAAGACAAGCUGCGUUUCCGACAGCACAUGGACAACGAGAUGGCUCACUACGCCUGUGACUGCUGGGACGCUGAAGCCAAAACCUCCUAUGGCUGGAUCGAGAUCGUGGGUUGCGCUGACCGGUCAUGUUACGAUCUGCAGUGCCACGCACGGGCCACAAAGGUCCCUCUGGUUGCUGAAAAGCCUCUAAAAGAACCUAAAACUGUAAAUGUUGUGCAGUUCGAGCCCAACAAAGGAGCCAUUGGGAAGGCAUAUAAGAAGGAUGCUAAGCUAGCCAUGGAGUACCUUUCUGUGUGUGAUGAAUGCUUCAUUACAGACCAGGAACAGCUGCUCAAUGAGACUGGAGAGUUCACCAUCGAGACCGAAGGCAAGACGUUCAAACUCACAAAGGACAUGGUCAGCGUGAAGCGGUUCCAGAAGACUCUGCACGUGGAGGAAGUUGUUCCCAACGUGAUCGAGCCCUCCUUUGGCAUUGGUAGGAUCAUGUACACCAUCUUUGAGCACACAUUCCAUGUCAGAGAAGGCGACGAACAAAGAACGUACUUCAGCUUCCCUGCUACUGUAGCUCCUUACAAAUGCUCCGUCCUGCCUCUGAGUCAAAACCAAGAAUUCAUGCCUUUCGUAAGAGAAUUAUCUGAGGCUAUGACCAAAAAUGGCGUGUCUCACAAGGUUGACGACUCUUCAGGAUCCAUCGGGCGGCGCUACGCCAGGACAGAUGAGAUUGGAGUGGCGUUUGGAAUCACCAUUGACUUCGACACAGUGAACAAAACGCCUCACACAGCCACUCUGAGAGACCGCGACUCAAUGAGGCAAAUCAGGGCUGAGGUCAGUGAGCUGCCCGGGAUUGUUCGGGAUUUGGCCAACGGCACAUUGACCUGGGCAGAAGUGGAGAGCAAGUACCCCAUCUUUGAAGGACAGGAGACCAGCAAGAAGGACACAAACGAAGAAUAAAGUUCACUCAUCUGCCAGCCACUCCAUGAAAAAUCCACAGACUCGUUGCUUUAUGCCUCACCAGGAAGAAUACUGCGACCGAAUUGUGACGAGCUGUAGUAGUGGUGCACAGAGCCCUCCUUGUGUUCCACACCACUGCAAUCACUAAAUUGUCAUGUAUUUAUCAUAUCUUUACAGUUGUGGCAAAGCUUGCACAGGACUGUUGUUCCAUUGAUGAGCAGCAUUUCAUCCAUGUACGACCAUCCCAAUAUGUUGUAAAAGGGAGAAAAUGUAAUCAGGGUGUUGUCAGUGGAAGGAAACUUCCACCAUUCCAGUUUUCAGGCAGAUGUGAUUGAGCUAUUUAACAGUUUCAAUAAAAAGAGUCAGCACUUACAGGACACGGACAGAGAA
Molecule: messenger RNA, 2676 nt
Organism: Archocentrus centrarchus (flier cichlid)
Lineage: Eukaryota; Metazoa; Chordata; Actinopteri; Cichliformes; Cichlidae
Product: glycine--tRNA ligase
Exons: 17
Coding region: 37-2286 (749 amino acids)
Biological process (GO): mitochondrial glycyl-tRNA aminoacylation
Cellular component (GO): mitochondrion; cytoplasm
Molecular function (GO): ATP binding; glycine-tRNA ligase activity
Source: RefSeq, a predicted model, not a curated record